This is a messenger RNA of Spodoptera littoralis (African cotton leafworm), 2187 nucleotides long. The record is from the annotation of a GenBank genome assembly. Lineage: Eukaryota; Metazoa; Arthropoda; Insecta; Lepidoptera; Noctuidae.
AUGAGUUUGUUAAGUGCUGUUCUGCAAGAAGCCGAUAAAGUUAGUAUACAGGAAUUGAAGAAAAAUCGAGACCAAGUCUUACCACAAAUAAAAGAUCUAACCGAACGAGUGCAAUUACUGUCGUGGGCAUUACAACAAAAUAUUAUAGAUACAUUCGUAAAUUUUACCAUAACAAAGAGUUUAGAGCAAUUAAAUUAUUAUAAUCGGAAAACCAAAAUAGUUUCUGAUCAUUCAAAAUGCAACGAAGACAUAAAAUCACUCCACGAAAGAUAUGAAGUAAGUGAUGAAGAAUUUAAAAAUCAUUGUGUAAAGUUAAACAAAUCAAUGAAUAUCUUCAAAGAUUUGUGCGUUAUUGUUGAUGGGAAACGCAUUUUAGAAAAGGCAAAUCAUGAAUUUGGCAGGUACAACUAUAGUGAUGCUAUGAUGGCAGUGAAAAAUUUGAAAAUAGAAUUGAAAAAACUAAAAUUCGAGGGUAAUAUGGCAAAGGCUUUAACAGCUAUCAAUGCACAGGCUGAAAAUCAACUCGCCUUGUACACAGCCCAGCUAAGUAUUGAAUGGGAAGAUAUUUUUACAUGGUCUGAGAAAAAAGGUCUUAAAUUCUUAACAUACUCUUUGUCUGUACAACAGAGUGACCCAUUUUUGUUGAAAAAGAUUUUGAAUACUUUGUAUGUAACGAAAAGAAUGUAUGCAGAACUUGGCUUGUUUUCGCAUUUCUUUAUUAACAAUUUACUUCACAAUGUUAUUAGACAUAAUUGUGAUAUAUUCACUGAAGACCACACCGGGGCUAUUGUUUUCAACAUCAAGAUAAAUCUGGAUGACCCAAACAAACCGAAUUACCAAACAAUCUUUAAUAAUUUGACUGCAAUUUUUGAAUUCCUGCACUCAACUUUAGGCUCACAGUUUGAAAGUGAUUACAGCUUCAUAGAAAUAUUUGCAGACACUAUCCGUCAGAAAUUUUUCAAUAAAAUAUUUGAAGACUGCAUUAGAAUGAACUUACCAUCUUGUGACAGUAGCUACCAAAACUAUAAAAACAUAGUAAUUGAGUUGGAUGCAUUCAACAAGUUUUUGAUCGAUUUAAAAUUUGUAAAAGAGGAUGAAUCACCUCUCGCCAAAUACAUAGAUGACACUGAAUGUGUGCUGUAUAAUAAGAAAUGUGAUAAAUUACUUGCUGAUGUCCGCACGCUGCUAAAAGAGAGCCUUUCUAGUGGUUUGAUUGUUGUGGGCUCGGAAACCAAUAACAACGAGAAUGAAUCCCUACUAGAUGUUACUGAUAAUGGCAUUGUAUGGAACAUAACAAAGCCGCUAUUUCUGCCUAAAUGUGUGAUCUCACAUAAUGUUAAAGCGGUAAUGACAUUAAUCUUAGAACAUUUGGAAGAGAGUGCAAAGUUACCAGAGAAAUACAGUAAGCAACUGGUCGGUUACAUAAAGGAUAUUGCCAUUAUGUACCAGAGCUUUGUUCCUAAGAAGUUUAAGAUUAAUUUGGAAUGCUGUCCCGCUGAUAUUGCCCUGUUCUUCAACAAUUGUUUCUACCUGGCGCAUGGUCUUCUUGGACCACCUUGGUGUAACAGUCUUCCUAAGACUAUGGCUGACCAGCUCAAUGUGGUGCUGCUGGAGUGCAUCCAAGAUCUAAGAGUGUUGGGUCUUGAGAAGAUAUCCUUGUACCUUCAAAACCAGAAAAGCAACAUCAUGCAUAGUAUUGAUGGCAAUGGUGCCGAAUGGACCCACGAGUCCUACGAGCAAUUUGAUUGCGCAAUAAACAAUGCUUUAGCGUUAAUGAAAGAUCUGAAGUCCUGUUGGCUUAACGUCCUACCCGCUCGUAUGUAUGAGAUGUCCGUCUGCACUCUUGUGCAAGCAUUGUGUCAGUCUAUUCUAGACCGAGUGUUAGAAGACAAUAAACCGGUCACUGAAGAACUGGUUUACAUGUUAGCUAUGAGGGUUGAAAGUACGGCAGCUGAAAUUUUUACAUUAUUUGAGGAGCCAAUUGAAUUCGACUCAAAAAUAAAUAUUUGGUCGAAGUUCACAAAACUCCCGCAGUUGUUGAAGGCGCAAUUGUUGGAAGUAUCAGAUUUAUGGAAUAAAGACAAGGAUCAGUUCCAGGGCUAUAGCUGUGAAGAAGUACGCCAUAUUGUCAAGAUGAGGUUUCCCGAUGAUAAAUAUAGGCUUAAGAUAUUGAAAGAAAUACAGUGA